This is a messenger RNA of Lolium rigidum, 761 nucleotides long. RefSeq lists its product as uncharacterized. The record is from RefSeq and is a predicted model, not a curated record. NCBI's taxonomy places the organism in Eukaryota, Viridiplantae, Streptophyta, Magnoliopsida, Poales, Poaceae. The coding region runs from base 126 to 761 and encodes 211 amino acids. The transcript is spliced from 4 exons.
CCUUCGAGAUUUCCCGAUUGGUCCGCGACGGCGUAGGGGGACUCGCCGGCGUUGUCUACAUCUACGCGGCGGCGGCGGCAGCUACUUCCCGUGUUGUCCGCUACAUCGGCCAUGUUUCCAGUUACAUGCGAUGGUGGGGAGUUUCGGUGGCGGUUGAGGUUGCAUCCUCGCGGUGGAGGCUGCAACCUAGUGACGGCGGUUCCGUCCUUCCGGCAGCGGGGUACAUCCACUCGGCGGCGGCUUCAUCUUCGCGGCCGCGGAUCCAUCCUCGCGACGGAGGCUGCAUCCCGCGAUUUCGGCUACAUCCCCUCGCUGUCUGUUCCAUCUCAGGGUCUCCGGCUACAAUCCCUCGUCGCCGGCUAGAACCCCUCGCCGCCUGUUCCGUCCUAGGGUCUCCGGCUACAUCCCCUCGCCGCCUGUUCCAUCCCAGGGCUCCGGAUACAUCCCCUCGUCGGCAGCUACACACAACUGCAAGUGUCCAGGAGAUGAGGAGACUCCAUCCUCGCGGUGGAGGUGGCAUCCCCUCGAAGACAACAGCUUCCCCGCAGCAAUGGCUGCAUCUCCCGUCUUGGGCCACAUCUCCACUGCAUCACGUGUCUAUGGCUACAUUCCCGCAAUUCCGGCUACAUCUGCCGUGGUUCCUGCUGCAUCCCAUGCAAGGGUAUCAAGGGCGCAAAGGCUCAGCUGAUGAUACCCUCCCGCACCCCACCCUCCCAGCCCUAACCGCCGCCGCCGCCGGGUCGGCAUGCGGUUGGUGGUAG